This is a messenger RNA of Bradysia coprophila, 948 nucleotides long. Its product is annotated as wall-associated receptor kinase-like 6. Lineage: Eukaryota; Metazoa; Arthropoda; Insecta; Diptera; Sciaridae. The record is from RefSeq and is a predicted model, not a curated record.
GUAAGACUUUUGAAAAUGGCCACUGGUUACGAUGACAAUGAAGACAAUCCUUCAACGAACUCUAUCGAUGUGAGUUUUUCAAUGCACGAUUUUUCUCCAGAAGGGAAUUGACGUCAUCUACACAUUUACAUAAAGCAAUCCAAUGGCCACAAUCGGUUGCACACGUAUAAAUGGUAUGGGAAACCAACCAUUCAUAUUGACGAAAUCCAUAUGGAUGAAAUUGGUCCAAAUGGUUUGAUGACUAUUAAAGAGACAUCGUUUGCUGCUGGCGGAUUUGGUGGCAUUUAUCUUGGCUUAAUAAAUAAAAACAUGAAAGUUGCAGUUAAGAAAUCAAAAGCUAAUGUAAAGCCAGAGUAUAUUGCCAAUGCACGGUUUGAAGCUGCGCUAGCUUCGACAUUCAAUCAUGUUAAUAUUCUUCGUCUAUUAUCCGUGGUGCGUCAACCAAACGCUGCGCCAUGGUUGAUUUUUCCGUAUAUGAGCAAUGGAAGCCUUCAUAAAGUGUUGCAUUCAACUGAUGAUUGUAUGCAAGAGCAGAUACAAUCAUACGAGAUCAAAUUAAGUUUAACGAGAGACAUUGUAAAUGGGAUGGAAUUUCUACACUCAAAUCGUUGCGUACAUCGUGAUUUAACAACAAGAAAUGUCCUAAUCGAUGAAAACGUCCGAGCCAAGAUUACAGAUUUCGGACUAUCAACUUUUCUUGAUGGCCAUGGCUCGGUUUAUAGAAUGAUUCCAAAGGAAGCUGUCGUCACAGGUGAUGACUUUCUCCGUGCUGCAUUUCAAUUGUAUUUCAUCGCACCAGAAGUUCUGCCAGUUUAUCAAAAAGAGUACACGUUUGAAGCAGAUGAACCAUCGGAAACCUUUAUAGAAGCUAUGAAUGGAGGUUCAUUCGAUGAUUGGGCUCAAUUAGUAGAUGUUAAUCCACACUCUACAGGUACAGUUAUAUUAUGA